Molecule: messenger RNA, 738 nt
Organism: Alligator sinensis (Chinese alligator)
Lineage: Eukaryota; Metazoa; Chordata; Crocodylia; Alligatoridae
Product: natriuretic peptides A-like
Exons: 3
Coding region: 102-524 (140 amino acids)
Biological process (GO): receptor guanylyl cyclase signaling pathway; neuropeptide signaling pathway; negative regulation of systemic arterial blood pressure
Cellular component (GO): extracellular region; nucleus; cytoplasm
Molecular function (GO): hormone receptor binding; hormone activity
Source: RefSeq, a predicted model, not a curated record
AGAAAGAGGAGCAAACAGAACGAGGGAGUGAGCCAUCGAGACCAGAAGGGACCUCUCAGAAGAAGCUCAAACUUGCUCCUAUUCCAAGCCAACCCAGCAGGAUGGACACAAAAGGUUCAUUUCUCUACGGGCUCCUGUUGCUGCUGCUCUUCCAGUUCCAGUCCAACCGAGCCAACCCCAUCUACAGCCUCAGCCCUGCCAAAGAACUGGCCAGCAUGGAGGCACUCCUGGAGAGGCUGGAGGACAAGUUCUCAUUGAUGGAAGCCCUGGAGUCUAGCCCUGACCUGCAGGAGCCUAAAGCUGAGGAAGAGAUGCCGGCAGAACUCUUAGAGGACAGCGAUGUCCCACAGCCUGAGCCCAGGUUCACCCCUAGUGCCCCUCAGUCCUACCGUGACCCCUUCCUCAAGAAGCUGAGGGGGCUGCAGGCCCCCAAGAUGAUGCGCGACUCUGGCUGCUUUGGGAGGAGGAUUGACAGAAUCGGCUCCCUGAGCGGGAUGGGCUGCAAUGGCUCCAGGAAGAAUUAAAGCCACUUUCCAGCACUCUUGAAGGAUGCUUUCCAGUGCCCAUCUCUCCCCGGAUGCUUACCAUGUGCUUUCUAAACUCUGUCAUGGAAAAAAGUUGUGCCUAUUUAUUUAUUUUUAUUUAUUUAUUUAUUCAAUGUUUUAUAAAAAGAACAUUUCUUACUUUCACACCAACAGAUCAUGUUGAAAUAAAACUAACACAUUAGUCUUCUAGGCU